UAGUUAACUGAGAACUACAAAUUAACCUAAACAUUUUGUUCUGCAUUGGUUUAAAGAUUUAAACUCAGAUAUUAUUUCAUACAAUAUAGGGAGUCCAACCCAAAACCACCUGUGUUUCUGUUUUUAAAAUUUGAAAAUGGAGUUGAAUGAAGGUGCUGGUUAAUCUUAACCAAAACAGACAUGUUAUCCAUAGCUCGUAUCAAAUGGAUUUCCAUUCACGAAGAGAACAGCAAAAUCGUCAUUAAUUUUGUUCGCUGCUACAAUAGUUUCACAGCAUUGUCUUUUCCUUCUCGCAACGUAACAACCAAAAAACAUUCACUAUCUGUGAGAAAGUCGAAUGAUAAAUCUAUAAAGAUCCCCAGUAUUAAAACAGUAUGUCGGCAAGGGCAGUUAAGGGAGGCCAUGGAUGCUCUUAAAGCUAUGGAUAAGCGAAGGAUUCGUCCAAAUUCUUAUGACUAUGGUUAUCUAUUACAAAGCUGCAUUGCUAAUCGAGCUCUGGCUGAAGGGAAAAAAAUCCAUGCUCAUAUUAUUGAACAAGGAUUUAAACUGGGUGGAUUUUUGGAAACUAAGCUUUUGGUUCUGUAUGGAAAAUUUGGAGUUUUGGAUCACGCACGCCAGCUGUUUGACAAAAUGACUGAACGAAAUGAAUAUGCAUGGACUGCUAUUAUUGCCGGGUAUGUACAGAGAGGUCAGUUUGAGGAGGCAUUGGAUUGUUUUUGGCAAAUGAGACAAGCAGGAAAUCGGGUAGAUGAGUUUAUUUUUGCCACCGUUGCACAUGCAUGUGCAGGGUUAGGAGGUUUGAAAGAGGGUAAGAAAAUCCACAACUGUAUAGUCAAGAGUGGUUUUUACCAGUCCUGUGUCGUUUUAGGGAGUGCACUUGUAGAUAUGUACGCAAAAUGUGGGAGUUUAGAGGAUGCACUCCAAUUGUUUGACGAAAUGCCUCAACUAGAUGUGGUUGCGUGGACUACAGUGAUAGCAGGAUGUAUUCAGUGUGGUGACGAGAAGAAGGCUCGACAAUUAUUUUAUGGAAUGCAACAGGCUGGUACUAGGCCAAAUGAAUAUACGUUUUCUAGUAUCUUGAAUGUGGGAAUGGGUGUAUCAGACUUGGAACAGGGAAAACACAUCCAUGCGUGCAUUUAUAAAUGUGGAUUAGACUCUAAUGUUGUUUUAGGAAGUGCUCUACUUGAUAUGUAUGUGAAAUGUGGAAGCUUAGAAGACGCACGCCGAGUGUUUGACAAAAUGCCUGAAAGAAAUGUUGUCUCCUGGACUACCAUGAUUGCAGGCCUGGCGGAUCAUGGAUAUAUGGAUGAGGCCUUGCGAGUUUUUCUACAAAUGCAGUGCACAGGAAUUGAACCAAAUGAAAUCACGUUUACCACGAUUCUUAGAGCAUGUGCUGGUCGAGCAUCAUUGGAAUUGGGUAAGCAAGUUCAUGCCUACACAGUAAAGACUGGUUUUGAGCCAACUGCUGGUACAGGAAGUGCGCUUAUCGACAUGUAUUCAAAAUCUGGCAGUAUAGAAGAUGCCAGUUGUGUGUUUGAUACUAUAGUUCAAAGGGACAAAAUUGUAUGGACUGUGAUGAUCACUGGAUAUGGUAAGCAUGGGAUGGGCAAGGAUGCUCUUCAUAUUUUUGAGAAAAUGCAAAUUUGUGGUGAGAAACCAGACCACGUUGUAUUCUUAGCUGUUCUUUCUGCUUGCAGUCAUGCAGGUCUAGUGGAUGAGGGUUGGCAUUACUUUGUUUCAAUGGAACAAAAACACGGCAUUGCAGCUAAUGCUGAGCACUAUGCAUGCAUAGUUGAUCUCCUUGGGCGAGCUGGCUACCUGGACAAGGCAUAUGACAUUAUAAAAAGAAUGCCACUUCCACCUGAUUCUGCUGUAUGGGGAGCCUUGCUUGCUGCUUGCAGGGUUUACUUUAACAUGAAGCUUGGAAUUGUUGCUGCAGAGCACCUUUUAGAGUUAAACCCACAAGACUCUGGAAAUUUUGUGGUUUUGUCAAACAUGUAUUCUGCAUCUGGUAGAUGGGAAGAAGCAUCAAUGGUAAGAAAAACAAUGACGAACAUGGCAGUAAAGAAAAAGGAUCCAGGAUGCAGUUGGAUUGAGGUUAACAGGAAGGUACAUGAGUUCAUAGUAGGAGACAGAUCGCAUCCUUUAAUAGAGCAGAUCUGUGCAAAGUUGGAGAUGUUGUUCGGAGAUAUGAAAGAAGCAGGGUAUGUGCCAAAUAUGAACUUCGCGCUGCAUGAUGUGGAGGAGGAACAGAAGGAAGAUAUUCUUGGUCAUCACAGUGAAAAGCUGGCCACUGCUUUUGGACUCAUUAGCAUCCCACCUGAGACAUCUAUCCGAAUUUUCAAGAACCUUCGUGUAUGUGGUGAUUGUCAUAAUUCUAUCAAGUUUAUUUCAAAGAUUGUUGGACGUAAAAUUGUAGUGAGAGAUUCCAAGCGCUUCCAUCAUUUCAAUAAUGGUGUGUGCACGUGCGGUGAUUACUGGUGAAUUUUGGUGGAGACAUGUUAUCAUUGCUGUUGUAUGGACUAUGCUUCCAUUUCAGUUCUGAUGCAUAAUUGGAGGUUUAAAGCAAAUAUGGUUAGAGGAGGUCUCCAAAUCACUUGCUUGAUUUCCAAUCAUCAGCUUAGUACUCCAUUUUUCUAACAUAUACUCAAGAACCAGACAAACCCCUGUAUCAGAAGUGAUGUGCCUUUCUAAAGUAUGUUGCAUGAAAUUCUAGAUUAUUAAUUCGGUUUGAAGAGUAAAAUCUAGGUGUUCCAUCAACAAUGGUGAAAGUCUUACUUUUCUUCAAAGCUUCCGCUCAGUUGAUUUUGAUUCUAGAAGAGGGUUUGGAAACUAAGGUAUAGGAAAUCCAUUGACAAUAGUCGAAUGCUCAGAAACUUUAAACAUGGUACAGAAUUUCGAACAAUUCUUUGCUAAUUGUAGGCAGACAGUCUAGACAUCUCAUGUGGAGACUCAGGUGUUCCACAAUUUCAAAAUUUUAAAUUGGACACAAUGAAUUAUAUGAACUUCCAUGUGACACUGCAGUCAUAGGCUAGAAACUGUGACAGGCUUACUUGGCUCUGAAGCUUCUAUCAUGGUAGGCAAUCCAGAGAAUCAGAACAUUUGAUUCGAAAACUAAGAUCUAGAAAACUACAUUGACAAUAGUGAAAGGAUUACUUAGGAGCUUCUAAUAGUGUGGGGAGUUUUGAACGGUGUUUUAUUGAUGGUCGAUAGACCUUGUGGACUCCAAAGUGAUGCGAUUUCAUUUUCUUAAUUAGACACAAUGAAGCCAGUAAGCUUACUUCCAUGUGACAUUCUAGAAAUAUUCCAUAAAUGUGGAGAAUCAUGGAUGUUGUUUUAUAGAAUGAAUACGUUCGAAUCUGGAACGCAUGUUGAGCAAAAUUCCAAAUAGUUUAAUAAAAAAUAAAAAUAGACUUUAUGAAGCUGGAAUCAUGCUGCCGUUGUUAGAAAUAUUGCAGUGUCCUCUUUUCAUUAGUUCAUCAUAUGUAAACCCAUGAACCUAUUCCUUUAUUUCCCAGUGGGCUGAAGAAAUAAUUUUAAUAUGGGGACCAUGAUCUGGAAAAAUUGGAGCAGUUACAGGUUAACUUUAAAGAUGAUGUUAUGAUGGUCAAAGUGAGCUGCUAAUUUUGAGGUGGAAUCUUGACUUGAAUAGCAUUUGCUAUUUUCAGAAUGAAGAUGACUCAUAGGGGUGUUAGGAUUUGAGCCUUCUGUGUUGUAAAUUGAGGCAUGUUUGGUCAUUAGGAUAGUUUUUUUCUCAUAUUUUACUAACACACUGUUCAAUUUUUUAUUUAAGGGUGAAAACCCUCGACUCUAGCUUUCCUUUGGACAAUCUCAUCCAAAGAUUGCAUUUGUGGUGAAAAAUUUCUCUUUUCUUUUAUCAGGUU
Molecule: messenger RNA, 3884 nt
Organism: Cryptomeria japonica (Japanese cedar)
Lineage: Eukaryota; Viridiplantae; Streptophyta; Pinopsida; Cupressales; Cupressaceae
Product: pentatricopeptide repeat-containing protein At3g24000, mitochondrial
Exons: 1
Coding region: 181-2484 (767 amino acids)
Biological process (GO): RNA modification
Molecular function (GO): RNA binding; zinc ion binding; protein binding
Source: RefSeq, a predicted model, not a curated record